Molecule: messenger RNA, 1572 nt
Organism: Neodiprion virginianus
Lineage: Eukaryota; Metazoa; Arthropoda; Insecta; Hymenoptera; Diprionidae
Product: vesicular integral-membrane protein VIP36
Exons: 7
Coding region: 154-1140 (328 amino acids)
Biological process (GO): endoplasmic reticulum to Golgi vesicle-mediated transport; Golgi organization; endoplasmic reticulum organization
Cellular component (GO): COPII-coated ER to Golgi transport vesicle; endoplasmic reticulum-Golgi intermediate compartment; endoplasmic reticulum membrane
Molecular function (GO): D-mannose binding
Source: RefSeq, a predicted model, not a curated record
ACACCAAAGCCCAUUAAGGCAAAUGUCUUUAUACUCUUCAGUCAACGUUGUGUGAUUGCAGAAAGAUUUAAUACUUGUAUAUUUUUUCUAUCAUUUAGUAAAUAUCAGUACAAGAUUAUUGAAAUUCCAAUCCGGCCUUCAAGCAACUGUUCAAUGAUCAUGACUUUUCCGUGGUGCUACAUGUUUAUCUCAGGAUUAUUACUGUUCGAAACGUCCAGGGGAGAAUGGAACACGAGAGAUUACCUGAAGCGAGAACAUUCCUUAAUCCAGCCGUAUCAAGCUACGGGAAUGACGAUACCUUAUUGGGAUUUUGGUGGUGUCACAAUAGUGACAAAUAAUUAUAUCCGCCUGACACCAGAUGCCCAAAGCACCCAAGGAUCACUGUGGAAUUCAGUGCCAUGCUAUGUCAGGAAUUGGGAACUCCAAGUACAAUUCAAAGUUCAUGGAAAAGGGAAGGAAUUAUUUGGUGACGGACUUGCUAUCUGGUACGCCAAAGACAGAAUGGAAGGUGGCCCAGUUUUUGGUAACAAAGAUUUUUUUCACGGGCUUGCCAUAAUUUUGGACACUUACAGCAACCAUAAUGGUCCACACAAUCAUCAACAUCCCUACAUCUCAGCGAUGAUAAAUAAUGGGUCUUUGCACUAUGAUCAUGACCGUGAUGGAACGCAUACGCAGUUGGAAGGCUGCGAGGCUAAAUUCAGAAAUUUUGAUCAUGACACUCAUAUAGCUAUAAGAUAUGAAAAGGAUACCUUAACAGUAUCUACUGAUCUCUCAAAUAAGGCUGCUUGGAAGGACUGCUUUUCUGUUCCUGGCAUAAAGCUUCCAACAGGUUACUACUUCGGAGUUACAGCGACCACUGGUGAUCUUUCCGAUAAUCAUGACAUAAUAUCAGUCAGACUUUAUGAGCUUGACCUGCCUGACGAUGUUAAAGAUGAAGAAGACAGAUCUCAAAUUCUUCCUUCAGCAACGCAUUUCGAAUCUCCAAGAGAACAUGUGGAUGACCCUAAACCAUCAGCUCUGAAUGGUGUCAAAACUUUCUUUUUGAUGCUCAUAGCUGCAAUUGUUUUGAUAGCAGUGCUAGUACUGGGAAUUAUGUAUUACCAGAAGCAUCAAGAAAAUAGUAGGAAACGUUUCUACUAAGCGAUACAUCUAGCAGUGUGUGCCGAAUGAUGCAACUUUGUACUGUGCGAAGCGUUUAGUUGGAUAAAAUAAAUCACGCGGUUACAGAGCUGUCGAAUAAAUAUUUUAAGUUUUUCGACUUAAUAUCAAGAGAAUUUAUAACAAGUUGUAUAAAAGUAAAUUACUACAUGAACUAGCGUUCAAUCUGUGUGCAGAUAAAAGUAUUUAUCCAACUGCUAGUAACCGUCAGAAUUUUCAUAAAGUAAAAGAUCAACUACGUCUUUUUUCAGUUCAUAGUAAUUCAGAGCCAAAAAGACAUUUGCAUCAGUGUUUUCCAUUCUCAUAUCUAAAUGUGUCUACCAAAAAAAGAGAAAGAAAAAAAAAACAAUUAAUAAAACCUGCACGAAGCUAAAUCAAACGAAGAAAGAAAGGAGGGGAGAAAACAAUAAAAUC